ACAAAAUCUCCCUCUCUCUCUUUCUCACCUAUUUCUUCUCUUGAUUUCUGUAUAUUCGUCCAUUGUUUCAAUUUGAAGGUUAGAUAGUCACAUACUUAUGGUAGAAUUGGAAUGAUAAAGGCAACAAUGUUUACAGAGACGAACAGUUUACCUUGAAAGUUUGGAAAUAUAAUGCAUUCUGAUCCCAACGUUUCUUCAAUGGCCAACUAUGAAGAUUAUGCCAACCGAAACAGUAGCUUCUCGGCGUAUGACCCAAGUCGCCCGAGCGGCGAGGGCUCUCCAAUGAUGAUGUCGCCAUGGAACCAAACUUCACCCUUCACCAAAUCUCCAUGGUCGAACUUCGAAGAGAACAUUAAAAACCUCCCUCAGAAUGGCCUCACCGGAUCUAUUGUUCGUGAGGAAGGUCACAUUUACUCUCUGGCCGCGAAGGACGGUAUUUUGUACACUGGGUCGGACAGCAAGAACAUACGUGUUUGGAAGAACUUGAAAGAAUUUUCAGCGUUCAAAUCGAAUAGUGGAUUAGUUAAAGCCAUUAUAAUCUCCGGCGCAAAGAUUUUCACCGGUCAUCAGGACGGUAAGGUUCGAGUCUGGAAGGUUAAUCCCAAGAACCCUAAUGUCCACAAACGAGCUGGUACUUUACCCACAUUCAUGGACAUAUUGAAAGCUUCAAUCAAACCAAGCAAUUACGUCGAAGUUAAACGUAAUCGCAAAGCUCUUUGGAUCAAACACAGCGAUGCCAUUUCUUGUUUGAGCAUUAAUGAAGAACGAGGACUUUUGUACUCAGCUUCGUGGGAUAGAACAUUCAAAGUCUGGAAGGUUGAUAACUCGAGAUGUGUCGAAUCGGUCAAAGCCCACGAUGACGCCGUUAAUUCCGUCGUCGUCAGCGUCGACGGCAUGGUCUUCACCGGCUCCGCCGAUGGAACCGUGAAAGUUUGGAGAAGGGAGGGAGAGGGUAAAGUUAUUAAACACACUUUCAUGCAGACACUUCUGAGCCAAGAAUGUGCCGUCACUGCUCUCGCCGUCAGUAAGUCCGGUUCGGUGGUUUACUGUGGCUCCUCUGAUGGGCUUGUGAAUUUCUGGGAACGAGAGAAGCAGUUGUCCCAUGGAGGUGUUCUGAAGGGGCACAAAUUGGCGGUUUUGUGCCUCGCCGCCGCCGGAAAUCUGAUAUUCAGCGGCUCCGCUGAUAAAACUAUAUGUGUGUGGAGGAGGGAGGGGACGGUUCAUACUUGCCUUUCGGUGUUGACCGGCCACACCGGACCGGUGAAGUGUUUGGCGGUAGAGGAGGACAGAGAAUCGACGUCGUCCGGCGAACAACGGUGGGUUGUGUACAGCGGCAGUCUUGAUAAGUCGGUGAAGGUGUGGAGUGUGUCGGAGAUGUCGCCGGAUUUGCAUCAGAUGGCUGUUAUGGAGCAACGGGACGUGUCGUGGGAUUCUAUACCGUCGGCGAAGUAUUGAUCGUGCACUGUGAUGGGCCCCACGAUGCUGAUGUUGAAAUCAACGGUCUAGUAAGUGCCACGUGUGAGCUAAUCCCAUGAGUUUGAUAUGAGAGAGAAGCUUGGGUUGGAUACUUUGAAAAUUUAAUGUAAUAUAAGCCAUGCUACUUAUAAAUUUUAUGGAUAAAAUCUGAAAAGA
Ilex paraguariensis (yerba mate) is the source of this 1632-nucleotide messenger RNA. The record is from the annotation of a GenBank genome assembly. Lineage: Eukaryota; Viridiplantae; Streptophyta; Magnoliopsida; Aquifoliales; Aquifoliaceae.